Ramularia collo-cygni is the source of this 1035-nucleotide messenger RNA. Its product is annotated as related to 2-dehydropantoate 2-reductase. The record is from RefSeq and is a predicted model, not a curated record. The transcript has a single exon. Gene Ontology annotation, cellular component: cytoplasm. The coding region runs from base 1 to 1035 and encodes 344 amino acids. Lineage: Eukaryota; Fungi; Ascomycota; Dothideomycetes; Mycosphaerellales; Mycosphaerellaceae. Gene Ontology annotation, biological process: pantothenate biosynthetic process. Gene Ontology annotation, molecular function: 2-dehydropantoate 2-reductase activity.
AUGCCUCCCAAAAUCCUUCUCCACGGCUCUGGAGCUGUUGGGACAAUCUACCUAUAUCUCCUGCUCAAAGCCGGAUGCGAUGUAACAGCCGUUUGUCGUUCAAACUACGAAGCAGCCAAAGCUGAUGGCUUUCAUAUCGACAGCGACAUCUACGGGAAAGGAAUCCACAUACACCCCAACAUUGUCCGCGACCCCGAAGAGGCUGCCGCUGCCGGACAAUACGAUUAUCUGAUUGUAGCCUGCAAAGCACUGCCAGAUGCAAAAAUAGCGGAGACUGUAUCUGCAGCAGUCACUCCAGGCCACACGACCAUUGUCUUGAUUCAGAACGGCAUCGACAUCGAGCAAGAAUAUGCCAGUCACUUCCCGGAAAAUCCCCUGUUGAGCUGUGUGGUCUACUUACCGACAACACAGAUCAAGCCUGGCUACAUUGAAAUGGGUGACUUAGAGACGCUCGAAAUGGGACCUUAUCCUGCAUCUGCUCACAACGACGAAAAAGUCAAAGCAUCAGCCGAUCAGCUCAUCACCCUACUCAAGUCAGCGGGUGGAAACGCACAUUACUUUCAAGACAUCCAGGAGAAACGGUGGAACAAACUUUUACUCAACGCAUCUUGGAAUCCCAUUUGUGCUCUGACUCUAUCUCGAGAUGCUGCAUUCCUCCUCAGCUCGCCCGAAAGCGAAGGUGUUAUUGUGGAAGUCAUGAACGAAGUCAUUGCAAUCUCAAAAGCGCUUGGCUAUUCAUCUGUGAAUGAAGCCGCCGGACAAGUAGGUCUCAAUCGUGCAAAGGAUCGGAUCGGCACAAAGGGUAUCGAGCCAAGCAUGCUUGUCGAUGUCCUCUGGAAUCGGAGGAUGGAAGUGGAGGUAAUCCUGGGUAACCCAUUAAGGAAAGCGAGACAGUUGGGAGUACAAGUCCCGAGGAUUGAAAUGUUGUAUAUUCUCGCCAAGGUUCUGGACGAUUCCAUCCGUUUCCGGCAGCAGGGAGAAAGUUUGGACGGCGAGAAGAUGCUCGCAUUGUUUUCUUCUUCAGAUCCGCGCUGA